Molecule: messenger RNA, 1440 nt
Organism: Rhincodon typus (whale shark)
Lineage: Eukaryota; Metazoa; Chordata; Chondrichthyes; Orectolobiformes; Rhincodontidae
Product: 14-3-3 protein zeta-like
Exons: 4
Coding region: 69-458 (129 amino acids)
Biological process (GO): signal transduction
Cellular component (GO): cytoplasm
Source: RefSeq, a predicted model, not a curated record
AGGCACUGUUGGAUAAUCACUUAAUUACAAAUGCUAGUAACUCAGAAAGCAAGGUCUUCUACCUAAAAAUGAAGGGAGAUUAUUAUCGGUACCUUGCUGAAGUUGCUUCCGGAGAUCAACGGGAUGGAACAAUAAAGUCCUCCCAAAAUGCUUACCAGAGCGCCUUUGAAAUCAGUAAAGUUGGUCUGCCAUCAACACAUCCAAUUCGUUUGGGUCUUGCACUUAAUUUCUCCGUGUUCUUCUAUGAAAUUCUCAACUCUCCAGAUUGUGCCUGUGAUCUGGCAAAAACCGCAUUUGAUCUGGCUAUUCAAGAUCUGGAUAUUCUACAAGAUGACAGCUAUAAAGACAGCACCCUCAUUAUGCAGUUGCUCAGAGAUAACCUUACAUUAUGGACAAACGAGAAUUCAGGAUCAGCUGAUCCUGAACCCUCUGCAGCUGAGCCUGGAGAAAACAACUAAAUGCUCGUAGGGUCUAAUCCCCAAAAUAUUUUUACACCUCUCCAUUCCUUCUACUCAAUUCCUAUAACAAAAACUCAUCAGUACUGUAUGAAUAGCUAUGUAUGGAAAAUUCCCAAUUUAGUCUUGUACACCAUUGCUUUAAAAAAAAGUCCAUCCCUUGGUUUGUGUUGAUGGUUGUCUGCCUUCCCGGUGUGCAGUUACUGCUGUAUAAGCGUAUAUAGUUAACUUUAUAACAUAAGUAACCUCCAUGUAGAGGAAAAUGUUUAAUAUUAUAAAGAAGAAAUACUUGCAGUGUUUGUAUUAUGAACAUAGUUGGUAGAAAUUUGCUGCACUAGACAGUAUUUGGGUUGUAUUGUAUUUUUUACUUGCUCCCACACUUCACCUUUCCAUAUUUUAAGUUAUCCUGCUGAUAUUGGCGAGUGUGCAUCUACUCUUCCCUCAGUCCCCUUGACGUUCAAAUACUAUUUGCAGCAACUGGCAUAAAUCAAAGUAACUGUUAUGCACGCACCCCUCUAUUCUGCAGGAGAACUUGCCUUAUGUUCUGCAAUAAAAUGACAAGCUAUUUUGUAAAAUUGAGGUUGAAGGCAUGUAAAAAUGUACAAUCAAGUUGAAGAAAGUACCUUGGAUUUUUUUGGAAUUCUGUGAAUCUUUUUUAAAAAAAAAAAAAAAAACACCUGUCCACAUCAUAUGGUGUUCACUUGUGUACUGUUACAGCAUGUUUCUGCUAAAGUUUGAGGUUGUGCUUGUGAAGCGUCACCAGCAUGACUCUUUGAUACACUGGAAUGGGAAACAAACUUUCCUCAGAUUGUGUGCCCACGAUAUUUUUUUUUUUAAAAGCAUAGUAUUUCUUUGCAGAUUUGUGCACAUGUAAGGGGUGUUCAGUGAGAUUUGGACCCUAAUUACUAGUCAUUUAUCAUCCCCAAAAGCCUUGUGGAAAUUUAAUGCCCUAUGUAACACAAAAUAAAUGAUGUUUUGUAAACCA